UCAUCAGUCUCCUGCCAGCAGCGAGGACAGACAGACAGCAUGAGCACAGCCGGAAAAGUAAUCAAGUGCAAAGCAGCUGUGCUAUGGGAGCCUCAUAAGCCCUUCUCCAUCGAGGACAUAGAAGUCGCGCCCCCCAAGGCCCAUGAAGUCCGCAUUAAGAUGGUGGCCACCGGGGUCUGCCGCUCAGACGAUCACGUGGUUAGUGGAAGCCUGGUUGUACCUCUUCCCGCAGUUUUGGGCCACGAGGGAGCUGGUAUUGUGGAGAGCGUUGGAGAAGGGGUGACUUCUGUGAAACCAGGUGAUAAAGUCAUCCCGCUCUUUUCUCCCCAGUGUGGAAAAUGCAGGAUUUGCAAGCACCCGGAACACAACCUUUGUAUGAAAAAUGAUUUGAUGAAGCCUCGGGGGACAAUGCUUGAUGGUACCAACAGGUUCACCUGCAGAGGGAAGGCAAUUCACAACUUCAUCAGCACCAGCACUUUCUCCCAGUACACUGUGGUAGAUGAGAUGGCAGUGGCUAAAAUCGAUGGGGCUUCACCACUGGAGAAAGUCUGUCUCAUCGGCUGUGGGUUCUCAACUGGUUACGGCUCUGCUGUCAAAGUCGCCAAGGUGACCCCAGGCUCCACCUGUGCUGUGUUCGGCCUCGGAGGUGUCGGUCUGUCUGUCAUCAUUGGCUGUAAAACGGCAGGAGCGGCCAGGAUCAUCGCUGUGGACAUCAACAAAGACAAGUUUGCAAAGGCCAAAGAAUUGGGUGCCACUGAGUGCAUCAACCCUCUAGACUAUAGCAAGCCCAUCCAGGAAGUACUCCAGGAAAUGACCGAUGGAGGGGUAGACUUUUCCUUUGAAGUAAUCGGUCGGCUUGACACCAUGACUUCUUCCUUGUUAAGCUGCCAUGCAGCAUGUGGUGUAAGUGUCAUUGUGGGGGUACCUCCUGAUGCCCAAAGCCUCUCAGUGAACCCCAUGUUGCUACUGAUGGGACGAACCUGGAAAGGAGCAAUAUUUGGUGGCUUUAAGAGCAAAGAUUCUGUCCCUAAACUUGUGACUGACUUUAUGGCUAAAAAGUUUCCACUGGAGCCAUUAAUUACCCAUGUUCUACCUUUUGAAAAAAUAAAUGAAGCAUUUGACCUGCUUCGUGCUGGGAAGAGUAUCCGUACUGUCCUGACCUUCUGAGACCAUAUCGAUGCCUUCCUACUCCUGACCCCACCACCGCACUGAAUCGCAGCACCAGCCAAAUCACAGCGUUAAUUUUGUUCCUUA
Molecule: messenger RNA, 1254 nt
Organism: Peromyscus californicus insignis
Lineage: Eukaryota; Metazoa; Chordata; Mammalia; Rodentia; Cricetidae
Gene: Adh1c
Product: alcohol dehydrogenase 1C (class I), gamma polypeptide
Exons: 9
Coding region: 40-1167 (375 amino acids)
Biological process (GO): retinol metabolic process; retinoic acid metabolic process
Cellular component (GO): cytosol
Molecular function (GO): all-trans-retinol dehydrogenase (NAD+) activity; zinc ion binding
Source: RefSeq, a predicted model, not a curated record